AGACACUUUUCGAUUCAUUCUGUUUCAACUCUAAAUUGCAGGUCGACAAUUAACCAAGAAUAUGAAACCGCUUUUCGAAGGCAUUGUUAUUGAACCUUGCUUGCUUCACGGGGACCUCUGGAGUGGGAAUAUAAGCUCUGAUAAGAAUGGAGAACCCGUCAUAUUAGAUCCAGCAUGUUACUAUGGGCACAAUGAAGCUGAAUUUGGAAUGUCAUGGUGUGCUGGAUUUAGUGGAUCAUUUUACAAUUCCUACUUUCAGGUGAUGCCAAAACAGCCUGGUUUUGAAAAUAGGAGGGACAUCUACAUGCUCUAUCAUUAUCUGAAUCACUACAAUCUUUUUGGCUAUGGCUACAGGUCGUCAGCUAUGUCUAUAAUUGACAAUUAUCUUAGGAUUUUGAAAGCUUGAUUUGUUUCAGUUUGUUUUCCUUUUCAUGUAAGCGAGAUUAAGACUUCGUUUGGGAUGACUUUCUUUCUGCUUCUUAAAGCAGCUUUUUAGUAUAAAAUUUUUAAUUUUUAUACUAGAAAGCUGCUUUAUGAAGCAGUAAUAAAGCCGUCCCAAACGAAACCUAAGUAUAGACUACGGGUGUAGUGUGUCUUCUUGUCUAAAAUAUUGUCCAUGACCAUUCUCAUCUAUAUCAAUUUAUUUGCUGCAUGAAAACUUGGUAAAUUUGAAGGA
Molecule: messenger RNA, 676 nt
Organism: Dendrobium catenatum
Lineage: Eukaryota; Viridiplantae; Streptophyta; Magnoliopsida; Asparagales; Orchidaceae
Product: protein-ribulosamine 3-kinase, chloroplastic
Exons: 3
Coding region: 62-406 (114 amino acids)
Source: RefSeq, a predicted model, not a curated record